AUGGCCGAGAGCAAAAAGCCCGCCGUCCUCAUCGUUGGUGGUUUAGGUUUCAUUGGCCGCCAUCUCGCCCUCUACCUACAUGAAAAUAACUUGGCCUCGGAGGUCCGACUUGUCGACAAGGUUCUGCCUCAGCUGGCGUGGCUGGCCCCUGAGUUCCAGGAAGCUUGUUCCAAAGACAAAUUCGUCCAGGCCGAUGCCAGUCGUGAACAGCACUUCCCUCGUAUCUUCGACCGUGCCAAUGGCGAACAAUUCGACUACGUGAUCAACUGCGGAGGUGAAACGAGGCACUCACAACCGGAUGAUGUCUACGAAGUCCGCAGCUACGCCCUCACCGUUGCCCUGGGUCGUGAAGUCGCCCGUAGAGGCAUCCGCUCGUUCGUCGAGUGCUCGACCGCGCACGUCUACAAAAGCGGCUCAAGUCCCCGCAAGGAAGAUGACAAGCUGCAGCCAUGGCACAAGCUGGCCAAGUGGAAGAUGAAGGCCAGUGAGGAGCUGCAGAAAAUCCCGGGUCUCAACUACUGCUUGUUGCGUCUGCCCCAUGUUUACGGAGAGUACGACUCGGGCUACUUCGCUAUGGGAGUCUGCCUGGCUCGUGUUCACCUGGAUAUGCAGAAGGAUUUGGAGCUGCUCUACACCAAGGACCUGAAGAUCAAUACCGUUUACGUCAAAGAUGCAGCCAGCGCCUUGUGGAAGGCUGCGGAAUGGAGAGCAAGCGCCCCGACGGACGGGACCGCUCCCACCGCUUUCAACGUGGUCGACCAUGGAGAUACUCGCCAGGAGCAUAUCGCACAAGCCCUGUCGGAAGUCUUUGGGCUCAAGUGUGACUUUUUGGGCUCUCUAGCUUCUCAGCUGGCGAAACUGAACCUCGACGACGUUGUGGAUGAUAUGAAUGAGGAGUGUUUGCAGGGUUGGGCCGAUCUGAUCGAAGAGAAAAAGAUCGAACGACCCGGACCCAUCAGCCCAUUCCUGGAGAAGGACGUGAUCAAGGAUCAGGACAUGUCUCUGGAUGGUACGCUAUUUGAGAAGACCGUUGGGUGGAAGCCUACCCGAGAGCGCUUCGAUGCCGAUGCCGUCCGAGCCAUGGUGGACAGCUACAAGCGAAUGGGCUGGUGGCCAUAG
Molecule: messenger RNA, 1119 nt
Organism: Aspergillus ibericus CBS 121593
Lineage: Eukaryota; Fungi; Ascomycota; Eurotiomycetes; Eurotiales; Aspergillaceae
Product: NAD-dependent epimerase/dehydratase family protein
Exons: 3
Coding region: 1-1119 (372 amino acids)
Source: RefSeq, a predicted model, not a curated record